Amphimedon queenslandica is the source of this 868-nucleotide messenger RNA. RefSeq names its product neuralized-like protein 4. Gene Ontology annotation, biological process: intracellular signal transduction. The transcript has 3 exons. Lineage: Eukaryota; Metazoa; Porifera; Demospongiae; Haplosclerida; Niphatidae. The coding region runs from base 16 to 756 and encodes 246 amino acids. Gene Ontology annotation, molecular function: ubiquitin protein ligase activity. The record is from RefSeq and is a predicted model, not a curated record.
CAUAAAAAAUUAAAAAUGUCUUCCGAAGUGGAGGUGAGUACAAAAAGUGGUUUCAAGCUCCCUGAAGUGGUCUGCUUCGGAUAUCAUAAGCACUAUCGUUCUGAUCAAAUGCGCGUGACAGACGAUGGGAAAGAGGCCAAGAAAGUAGAUCCAGAAGUGAUAUAUGCCAAAGGUGUGGUGUAUUCCGAGAGACCAGUCAAAGGCCGGGCUGAGUUCGAGGUAGAGGUGAUAUCAUACGGGACCUCUUGGUCAGGGAACUUAAAACUAGGCGUGAUGAGACACAAAUCAGACAAAGAACUCAAUCCUUUAAAGAUCCCUCGCUAUACCCCUGAAUCCCCAGAACACUGUGUGUGGUGUGCGAGUAAACUCCAUGAUCAUGUCACAUCUAUGACAGAGGUCGCUUACGGCGAGAUAACACUAGACGACUUGAAAGAGGGAGAUAAACUGGGUAUCGUAAUAACGGAGAAGGGAGUCCUCUCUUUUCUGGUAAAUGGAAAACCCCAGGGUACUGCGACUCAUAAUAUCUACAAAACGGGACAUGAUGUGUACAUAGUCGUUGAUCAUUAUGCUAACUGUAAAGCAACACGAAUAACAAGAGCAAUAAUGAGAGUAGACCCAACGUUACAGGAACUAUGUCUCGAUAAGAUAGCAUCAUGUUUAGAAAGAAAAGAACAAAUUGAUACGUUACCAUUACCCAGUCAUUUCAGACUCAUCCUUCAAGACUAUAAUUAUCCAGGGAAAGAUUUUAGUACAUGAUGUCAGCUUAUUAUGUUUCACAUGACAUAGUCUCAAUUAUAUUUCGAUGUUAGCUUAUCGACACACCUUUUUCUCUUCUCUAUCCAUCUAUUUAUCUAUCUUUUAUAAUCAA